CCAACCGUCAAUCCGUCCGGUCGUCGUCGUGGGGUAGGUUCCGUGCCGGUUUCUGCAGCGUUCAGAAUCCGGUUUUCUUCAGCGCGUGCGACGCGUUUUUUCUUUGCCGUUUUGACAGGAAAUACCUUUGGCGUUUUGGGAUUCCUGUCGCGCCCGGUUGGUUUGAAGAAUCUUGUUAAAACGACAUUUCAUCGUGCAACCAACUUUCCAAGAAAAUCACCAGCAUGAACUCACCGGCCAAAGCUGGUGUGCGUAGCUGAACAAGAAGAAAUAAGUGUGUCUUCACGUUCGAACCGCCAAUUAAACCACAAAAAAGAACAACUCGUUCGUGCUGGACAGCAGCUGCGGCGGUACUCGCUUAUUAUCCUUCAACAUGUGACCUGCUGCUGCUGCAACCGAAACUACAGUGAAGUGCGAACAAAUUAUGACGUCUACGACAACGACCACCGCUGGAAAGUGUACGACUGUUUCAUCCGACAGCAGUGGCGGCGGCGGCGGUCAGCACGGAAGUUCGGCCGUUUCGGCAGAUGAACAAUACUCGCUCGAUUCAUUGAACUCGACCGCCACCGGCGGUGGCGACGGCGAGGAUGUCUACAAUACUCUCUUCACGAAGAAGCUGUCGGCGUCGAGUUUCCUCAACAGUACGCUGCUGCCCGGUGCCUGCGAGGACUAUUGCGGUGGACUGUUGAGUUCGGCCAAGUCGCCGACUAGUCUAACCACCGUCUCCGACCGGCCCAGCGAUUCCAGCUUCGGGUUCCACAAUACGUACGCCCUGCUGGAGCGGCAGCUGGCGAGCAAGAGUUCCGCCGCGCAGCAGCUCCGGGAGUUCCUACAGUACAACGACCGCUACAAAACUCCAGUAUUCUGCGACGCAACUCCACUGGCGUCGCGUGGUCUUAGUGCAAAUUAUUUAAGAAGUAUUACCGAGGAGAGCGAAUCGUUGUCCUCGCGAAGAUCCUCCUCCGUCGCCACCGUUGCCGAUUCGACGACGGACGAAGAUGAACCGCCCAGCUUCCUGGAGCUGGAACUGGAGGCGUCCAGCCGGUUGCGGAAGCUGCGGGAACGACUCGGCAGUAGCACAACGUCCAUCGAUGCGGAUGAUGCGAAAAAAGUGGAAUCCCCGAUGGUGGAAGCACUCUACGGAAUUAGCGCCGAAAGCUUGGCACAAGCCGCUGCCUCGGCGCAAACGCACCCAAAUCCGGAUGUGUUCCUACCAGCCAGCGCAGGACCAGACGACGACGACAAGUCGAGCCAAUCCGGAGAGUAUCCCGAGUAUAUCUACCAUGUAGCGAAAGGAAACGACGGACGCAUGUAUCUGAAAGUGGUUCGCAGUCUUCUGUUGGACAAAGUCCUAUGCGGUAAUCGUGUGAGCCAAAUGACCCGCGCGUACGAUGACAUCGAUGCCGUAACGCGCCUGCUGGAGGAAAAGGAGAAGGACCUGGAGCUGACGGUCCAGAUCGGGAAGGAGCUGCUGACGCAGAACACGCACCUCGAGAGCCGGGUAGCCGAGCUGGAGCAGGAGCUGAGGAACACGAACGAGAACCUAUCGCAGCUCGCCCACGAGCUGCACCAGAAGAACGAGCUGAUCGGCAUCCUCACCAACGACGUGGACGACAGCGGCAGCGAGAAUGUCACGCCCACCACGUCCAAGUCGAUCAACCUGGAGCUGCUGCAGCGCAAGGUCAAAUCGCUCGAGGAUGAGAACAAAUCGCUGCGCUGCGAGGCCGCCCAGCUGGUCCAGGAGACGGACGAGGUCGAGGAGCAGGAACGGCGGCUGAUGGCGGACAUCGCGAACCAGCUGAGCACCGCCAACAGCGAGUACGAUGGACUGAAUUUGGAGCUGGAACGACUGAAGGAGGAGAACCGGCUUCAGCAUGAGAACAUUAUCAGCUUGACGUCGCGGCUGACUGAGGCCGAGAUUCGGUUGCAUCAGCUGACAACGGAGAACGAGGAGGCGUCCUCGCUGCUCAGUAUUACCAAAGAGAACCAGAACCUGCUAGCGAGCGAGCUGGCUGAGUUUAAGGCACGGUAUCAGGAGGUCCUAAAUUUGCUGCACGAAACGCAAGAGCAGCUGCGGAAGCAGAGGAAGCGAUCUGCACCGAUGGCGCGUAGUUCGUUGAUACCGGGCAUGGGCGGAGUGCCGGCCGUGGACUCGCUUCAGUCGGAACUGAUGGAAACGUCGCUCUAUUCGGAGCACAGUCUGGACUCGGGAAUUGCCUCGGAACGGGGUGGCCCAUCGUCACACAUGGCUUCGUACAAAAAGGUCUUCGAGACGGUUCGUUCGGCGACCCGAGCCAAUACGACGGGCUUCAGUGAUGGCUACUCGCAGCUUGGGUCGAUGACGAUGAGUUCUUCGUCGCAGCCACGGAUGGCGCCGUACGUUUUCCCUGGAGCGACGGGUGGAACCACGACAACGCACUCGUACAAGAGUGGUUCGUCCAUCUACAGCACAAUGUACGAAAGUUCGUUGGGCGGUCGUAGCUUCUCGCGCGAGAGUUUGGUCUCCGAGUCGGAAGACGGCUACCCAGGGCCAGCACAAGCCGGAAUACCCGGCGCACCCGGUGCCAAAGACCUCGAGGCUGCUCUGAAACGCCUGACGCCUGCUGAAGUGCUCGCCCGAAGGGCAAUGCUUCAGCACGCUCCGGCCGGAACCUACAGCUACGAUGACCAGCCUAGUGGAAUCCCGCUCGGUUGUCGAACCCCGGACAGUAUCAUGUCCACCGGUUCGUCUGGCCUAUCCGGCAUGUCUUCGACUCAGUGGCGUCUCCCGGAGAAGCUGCAGAUCGUCAAGCCCAUCGAGGGUUCCCAAACGCUGCACCAUUGGUCACGCCUAGCAACGCCCACCCUGAGCGGUCUCCUGGAGGAACGUCCCGGCGUAACGAUCCGUGGUGGACGCGGCCUGGACGACCUAGGUCUCCAAACCUACUCCCUCUCGGACGUCGAAGAAGACGCCGAAGAACACCCCGGCAAGCGCUUCCAAUCGUUCGGCUGCACGUACACCUUCACCAACAGCACCGUGAUGCACCCCGAUGACGGAACCACCGCCGUCACCUUCAGCCUUCCCCCGUCCCAAAUGUCCUCGCAGAUGGCAUCGGCGGCGCCCUCGCGGCAACCCUCGGCUCCAUCCACACCCCGGUCUGGCCUGUCGCGGCGGAACUCCUGCUCGACGUUCUCCGUCAACCUGGGGCUGGCAUCGAUGCUGAACGAACGGGGCAUCAAGGCGGUGACACCGAGUGCGCUCAACACCCCCGCCGGGCCAAACUUUUCGCCCACGGUCACACCCUGCAACAGUCCCGAGGGUUCCCCAACCCGCUCGAUGUCUCCGGAGCCCCCACUCCUGUCCGGCCUGCUCGCGUCCGGCGCGGACAUUCUGCGCAAAAAGUUCGCCGUCGCUUCCUCGUCUCCGUCGUCCAGCUCAGUGGACAUGGAGCGGCCCUCGCGGCUAACGGCCCGCAACAAGCUUGCGCUCACACGGCUCGAGAAGAAGGCGCUGCGCUCGAUCAAGAUCAUGGAGAAGGUCGAGAGCAUGGGCGUGGACAACUUUAUGCACCACGGCGGCCACGGAAUAAGUCCGCUGGCGCUGCACGGCUCAUCAGCGCUUUAUACGUCGACGGUGCGCGGCCGGACCUCCAGUCCGAUGGCGCAGCUGACCAGCUUGAAGCACCUGCAGGACAACCGAAAGCAGCAGCAGCAGCAACAGGACGAGCUGCUGAUCGACAAGGAAACCAUCAAGAAGGUGCUGUACAAGGGACUCUCGCACGACGGGUUGAAGAGUCUUUCCUCCGCUGCGAGUGACGCGUCCGGUUCGAGCUCGUCCAGUUCGGGCGUGUACCCGGACAGCGAUAGCGGUUCGUCGGCCAGCGUGGGUGCCGUGAAGGCGGCGGCGCCACCAGCACUGAAAGGUAGGACGGAAAAGCAGGAAACGUCGACUUCGGCGGCCCGGCUCAAGCAAAUGCAACGGCAAAAGAGCCGCCGGAGUUUGCUGAACGGCGCCAACGGGUCGCAGCGGCCCGAUCUGGGCACGGUCAACGGGUCGUCCGGUCGGCCCGGUGUGCGGCCGGAUCUCGGUACGGUAGGUGGAGCAGCUGGUAGCAAUAAGACUAAGAGCAAUAGCAAGACGGAAGCGACGACGGCCUCGGCGGCCGUUCCGGUCCCGGAGCAGAGCCGCUCGCUCGGACAGAGCGUGUACGGCACAAUCAGCUCGCUACUGUUUGGACGCAAGGGAGGACUCCUGUAAGAGAGAGUGAGAGUGGCACAAACGAUUAUUGAUUGUGUGUUGGCGAAAUUAGCUUCUUGUGAGAAAGCGAAAGUUUAUUUGUCUGUUUUAAGAUUAUACUAUUGUGCUACACCUUUUCUAUUUUAGUGCAUGCAAUUUAUUCUGCACAAACCCUAAAUUUGCCUUCUAAUGUAACAGUUUACACCUAACGCAUCACAUUUACGGAGAAGUAAAUGAUUCAUUGCAUCAAUCUGCUUUUUUUCUUUUUUUCUUUUUAUUCUAAAAGACACCGCAAAUUGCUCUCUUUUCUUGAUAUUAAAACAAACCUAUUUGCUUUUACCCUUCUGAAAUACCUUUUCACACUGCCGGAAACGAUCAGUAUCAUUUUCAGUUCUUACCAAACAUCGAAUAGUAACAUUUCGUUAGACUGUUUUUUAAACUAGCAUAAAUUUUGAACAAACAAACAUGCUAAAACAUUCCAGUGGGACUCACACACGAUUAGGGUUAGAAAAACGAUUUCCUUCCCACUGUUUUCUUGUCUUCUUCCCUUGAAAUGCAUUUUCCAACUUUCACGCGCUCUCUGCCUCUGUUGCUUUUUCUCUAAAUACUAUUGAUAUCAAUGAAGAGUGAGCGAUUUGUUUGUGUCCUAAUGUUCGAAACUUUCGCACCCACUUUAGCUUAUUUGUUCAAUUUUAAUCAACGACCCUUCAACGACAGCAAGAAUAUAUCAUCAGUCUAACUUAUUUGUAAUAAUCCACAAAAUUUUUGAAAACAAAUUCUAGAAAAUAAUUUCUGUGAUAAAUUGCCAAAAUUCAUCGAAAUCCAUCGUUGUAAUAAUUUUCAAUUUAAAAGUUCUACUGUUAAUAUAUUACUUGCUUAAGUCUAAUUUGCCUCAUUUCACCUAGCACUCAAAAGGAUAAUAAAAAAUCUCCCCCACAAAACCAGACUCACGAAACUAGAUAUUCUUCCUGUUUAGUAUCCGAAGCAGUUUUGAAAUUUAAAUGUGUCACUUUUCUUUGAAAAGAACGCUUCAAAUAAUCGGACGUAUUUCAUGUAAUCACAAUUAUUUUCCUAACCUCUUCUGAGGCGCCACUUUGACUCUCAGUAAAUAUAGUGACAGAGAGCAAUCUCAAAACUCUCUUUGGCGCUAAAAUCUCUCUCUCUUUUUUUUUGCAAAAUAUCUCUUUCUCGGAACUUUUGCAGCUUGAGAAGAGAAACUCUCUCUCCAGGAAUUUCUUUUCUUGCUCAAUCUCAGAAUUCUCAGAUACUCUCUUCUUCAAAUUCUCUCUUUAACAUUAAAUUUCCCAAUGUCAAAAUGAUUAUAUGAAAUACACCCGCAAAAACACUGAAAACAUAACCUCAAAUAAGUCACCAGUUCCGGGCCUUUCCGCGAAAGGCUCGUGCCAACCGCGAGAGUGACUCAAUCUGCUAAAAGAUGCCCACGUUCAGGAGUCAAAUUUGUCGUGAGUUCUGGACCGUAGACUCCCAGCUCGCUCCGCGCGGCUUGCGCCAGGCUUUGUUUUUGCUUGUUCUCACCAUCACCACCACCUUACUUGUAUAUCUUACUUUUCUUUUGCGAGAAAAUCACACUAAGAUAAAUCUUGUAGAAUUUUCUAGUGGCGCGAGCGCGCACGCAGUGCAGCUGGAAGUCAAAGAUUGUGUAAAGAAAUGGGAGAUUAUUUGACCUUUUACACCAACUUUGUGCUAUACUUUUUGAUCCCGAAAUUGCUGCAUUUAAAAAAAAUUGAAUAAUAAAUUCACUCUUCGGAAGAAUCGCGUUUCUUCUCUCUUCUGCAGCUUUUGUAGCAAAUUUUGAAAUGAGAGAAAUGUUUUUCUUAUGAAGUGAGAUUCAACUCUCUCUCUCUCCGUCAGAAAUAUGGAUCUCUCUCUUCAGAGUCUUUGCUCACUCAGAUUUUUCCUUUUUGGUAAAGAGAGAAGAGUUCUGUCGGCAAAAGAGUAUGGAAAUGCGAAUCAGUAGGAGAGUUCUUAUGACUUCUCUCUUUUUAAAAAUGUAGCAAAUGGGGUUACUAGACUUGAUCCUAUUUUGUCCCAAAAAAUUACUCGCGAGAGUUAGUGACUGCUUUUGUAGCGUAAAACGUGCGUAGCUAGCGCUAGUUGCCGAUAGUUUCUUAUUUCCCUUUAGUCUAUUAUAUAUCAAUACUGCUAAAGUUAUCAUACUGGUACUAAUUUUCUACAUAAUCAACUAUCUAUCCUAUAUACCUUUAAUUUUUCGCCGUUAUUUGCCUUUCCCUUACACGGACUUCAAUUCAUCUGUAAAAUGGUGCUCUUCAAGCUAAACCAGCUAGAAGCAAAUAAUAAUAACAGACAAACACACACAUUAUACCUAUUGCUAUCGUUACUUUUUAGUUUGAAAACCUCCCCAAAAAACAGCCAAGUUCCUCCCUUCGCUAACCGAAACUGGGCGCAAACAGCCUUUGAAGCAAAAAAAAAACAUUAACACAACAAAAGAAUAAUGCUAAGAUUGUGUGUGUGCGUAGAGAGGCGUAGCCGAGCAGGAAUAAAAAAAAGGUGUGUAAAUAGAAGAAAAGUUACAGAAACUAAGUAAAAAUUAAUCGAUUCAAAAAUUCUGAACACGAUAACACAAAAAAAACAAAAGUAAGAAAACAAAACUGUAGAUAUAAUAAUUUAACUAGUUGAAUGGAGCGCGAGAGGAAACUACGACAACAACAACGGCAAACACAAUAACAGUAAGUAUUUAUUUUUGUAUGACAACGACUAAAAAUGCGUAAACCGCACAUUGUACUUGUUGUCGUGAGAAGGCAAAUAGAGUAACUUCUCGUUCUCCCAUUUGAGCAGAAAAAGAGAGUGUUUUCUUACGGAAUAGAAUGCUUUUAUUUUGAGCAACUGUUACUUAUUCAUCACAACUUACAGAUCAACACUAACACACACAAGCGCGCGCAUUCUCUCAACGCGAGUAGAAAUAGAAGCACACACACACAUACACAAUUCAAUUCUUAACUAUAACCUAUUCAACCUUUUAUGUUUAAAAGAAUAGUUAAAGUACAGAGAAGCAGCAGCCUAAAUUGGUAGAUUUUCUUUUUGUUGUUUACCAAAACAGUGGCGAACUUACAAAUUAUAAAGUGAUCUGCGGAAAGCUUAACUUUAGCAGACUAUAACGUAAAGAGAAAAGGUAUACAUACACAACAAAUACAAAACACACAGACACACACACACAUUCAUAAGCAUACUGAGAGGUACAGAAAAGCAGAGAGAGAAAGAUAUAGGAAUGAUGAUCAACUGAACAGAGAAAGUGUAUAGCUAACAAAAGAGAAAAGAGUAACA
Molecule: messenger RNA, 7519 nt
Organism: Culex quinquefasciatus (southern house mosquito)
Lineage: Eukaryota; Metazoa; Arthropoda; Insecta; Diptera; Culicidae
Gene: milt
Product: trafficking kinesin-binding protein milt
Exons: 6
Coding region: 425-4237 (1270 amino acids)
Source: RefSeq, a predicted model, not a curated record